Molecule: messenger RNA, 1277 nt
Organism: Erythranthe guttata (spotted monkey flower)
Lineage: Eukaryota; Viridiplantae; Streptophyta; Magnoliopsida; Lamiales; Phrymaceae
Source: RefSeq, a predicted model, not a curated record
AUAUAUACAUACAUACAUACAUCCAGCUCAUAGGAUAUUAUCUUCAAGAUUAAACCACAAUUAUAUUAAAUACCAUAAUAAUAAUGGAUGAACUAAUUAAGUUGACAGGAGGAAGUAGUACUGCUUAUGAAGAUGAGCUGGUGAAAGAACUCUUCGACGACGUUUCGCCGUUUUUCAUGCAGCCACAUCACCACUCACUAAUAAUGGAAUCAAAUUUUAUUCCUUCAACAUAUUCUCAGAUUCCGUCACCCGUUUAUUCCGGUCCGACCGUUGAAGAUAUUGAAACCGCUUUAUCGUACACAAACUACGGAAUCCAUAGCACUUUCCACCACGAAGCCGUAUCAGAAGCCGACAGGUUCGACCUGAAAAAUAUUUUUUUACAUAACAAGGUUAAUGAUUAUUAUAAUAAUAAUAAUAAUAAUGAUCAGAGCAGUAAGUAUACUUUGAGAAUAAAGAGUUGUGGCAAUAAUGUAAUGGCUGAUGAUGGAUAUAAGUGGAGGAAAUAUGGCCAGAAAUCAAUCAAGAAUAGCCCUAAUCCCAGAAGUUAUUACAGAUGCACAAACCCAAGAUGCAGUGCGAAGAAGCAAGUCGAAAGAUCCGUUGACGAUUCCGACACACUCAUCAUCACAUAUGAAGGCCUCCACCUCCAUUUUACUUACCCCUUUUUCUUCCUCAACAAUCAGCAGCAAAAUUACCCACCCGUAAAGAAACUAAAGGGCCCGCCCGUAUUCGAAUCCCAAAUCGAAAACGGGUUUGGAUCACCAUUUACACCAAAUCCGGAUCCAGUUCAAACAACGGGCCCACCCGCCGAGGAAGUGUUAACUGGCCAGCCGGCCGAACAAGGGCUUCUAGAAGAUAUGGUCCCGUUGAUGAUAAGAAAGCCCGCGUUGAUGAUGGAUUAUAGUUAUAAGUAUAACCCGGCCUCUUCGAAUAAUUCGUCGUCUAAUUCUGCUAAUAAUUCUCUCGACGAAUCGCUUCCUUCUUCCCCCGCUUCGUUCGAUUCGUUUCCUUGGUCUCCUACUUAUUUGGGAUAUUAGUUCAUUUCAAUUUCAUAUUAUAUGUUAUAUGUCAAUAUAUAUAGAAUAUUGUCGUACCUAGGUUAUAUAUACAUGUUACAUACUUGUAUCCCUAAUAAUUGUUGCAUAUAUAGUCAAAAAAUAAAAUAAUUGUUGCAUAUGUAAUAAGGUUAAGAAAUUCUUAUGUACUAAGGAAUAUUAUAAUAUAUCUAUUUCAUUUUAGUUUCAUAAAUUUUAGGUCUCGUCCGGCUGUCAGCCUGU